Molecule: messenger RNA, 360 nt
Organism: Enhydra lutris kenyoni (northern sea otter)
Lineage: Eukaryota; Metazoa; Chordata; Mammalia; Carnivora; Mustelidae
Product: insulin growth factor-like family member 3
Exons: 3
Coding region: 1-360 (119 amino acids)
Molecular function (GO): signaling receptor binding
Source: RefSeq, a predicted model, not a curated record
AUGACACCACGAAGCUCCGUCUCAGUUUCUGUCUGCAUAACAAUCUUCUUCCACCAGUGUGCAAAAGUAGUCACAGUGUCUCCACCAGAUGCCCCCAUGGCCUCGGGGCUGUGGCUGUGCCAGCCUGCCUCCAGGUGUGGGGACCAGCUCUAUAACCCCUUGGAGCAAUGCUGUGAUGACGACACCAUCCUGCCUCUGAAUCGGACUCGCCUUUGUGGCCCCAACUGCACCUUCUGGCCCUGCUUUGAACUCUGCUGUCCUGAGUCCUUUGGCCCCCAGAAGUUUGUCGUGAAGUUGAAGGUCCUGGGCGUCAAGUCCCGGUGCUUCUCGUCCCCGAUCUCUAGAAACUGCCCCAGGUAA